UCCGCACAGUCAAUCAAUCAAUCACCAAAAACAACAAUGCCUCCACUCCCCUCCUCCUCCUCCUCAGCGCGCCCCAAACGCGCCGCCGAAGAAUUCGCGCGCUCAAAUCACCACGACAGCAGUAGUACAACGAAAAAACCUCGUUUCGACCACCGUAACCCCAGCACUUUGGCCGCCGACGACACCACCCCGCGCGAAGAAGAUUUCAUUCUGGAUGCGGACGUCAUUGGGAAAUCUGGGAAAUUGACGAAGAGGAAUGCGGUUAAUAUUGAUGGGUAUGAAUCGGAUUCUGAGAAUGAGGGGUUUAAGGGGAGGGGGAAGAUGAGAGGGAAGAAGGAGAGGGAGGAGGUGGAUGAGGAUGAGGAUAUGUUUGCGGAUUUUCAUGAGGAGGAGGAGGAGGUGGAUGAGGAUAUGAAGAGGAAAGAUGUGAAAUUUUUGGAUCAUAAGAGGAUUGAAGGACAGGUUAUGGAUAGUCGGUCUGGGGGGAGGGUUUCGGGGAGUAUAUUAUUAGGCGGGAAAGGGAAAAGGGAAGGGGAAGAAGAGGAGUUAGAAGAUGAAUCUUCUUCUGGAGAUGAGGAGGUCAGAGAUCAAUUACCCUCCGAAUUCGAAGCCGAAGAUGCGCGGGAAUUAGGAGCCGGCAGUAAAAAAACGCAUGCGCCGAGAUUGGAUGCUUUUAAUUUGAAAGCUGAAGAGGAGGAGGGGAGGUAUGAUGAGAGUGGGAAUUUUGUGAGGAAGGCUGUGGAUCCUGAGGCGGGGAAUGAUAAUUGGUUGGAGGGGGUGAGUAGGAAGGAUAUGAAGCGUGCGAAGGAGGCGGCGGAGAGGAGGGAGGUGGAGAGGAGACGGAAGGAUAGGGAGGAUGAUGCGGUUUUGACGUGUGAUUUGUUGGAUACGCUUAUUUCACGGUUGGAGACUGGGGAGACGCCGCUGGAGGCGCUGCAGAGGCUGAAUAAGGGGAAGCAAAUGCAGGCGGAGAAGAGGGUGCCGAAGUGGAAGUUGAAGAAGUUGCAGAAGGAUAAGAUGGAUGUGGAUGGGGAUGAUGCUGAGACGGCGAAGGGUAAUGGACAUGGACAUGCUGAUCCUAAAGAGGAAGCUCGGAGGAAAGCGGUUGAUGCCAUCACGGGCGCAGCAGACGCGUUGUACUCGCGCGGUCAACACGAAAUCUAUGAGGCUGAGCGCGAGUUGUUGAUGCGACAGUACAAACGUGAGACUGGCGAGGAGUGGAAGAGCCAUGGCUCUUCCGGGCAAGAGGAAGAGGGCGGCGAAUCCCAAUCCGCUUUUUUCUACCGGUGGAGCGACAGUCGAGAUGGUGGAGAAGCACAUGGUCCGUACGAUGGUCCCACCAUGAAGGCAUGGAACGACGCUGGCUAUUUCGGCGAAGGGGUGGAGUUCCAACGCGUCGGGCACGAUGAGUGGAGUCGGCUGCUAGAUUUUGUCACCGGGUAAUCAGGCCUUUUUUCGAUGCAUUGAUACGCUGGAAGAGGAAGCCA
Molecule: messenger RNA, 1487 nt
Organism: Pseudocercospora fijiensis CIRAD86
Lineage: Eukaryota; Fungi; Ascomycota; Dothideomycetes; Mycosphaerellales; Mycosphaerellaceae
Exons: 1
Coding region: 37-1443 (468 amino acids)
Cellular component (GO): U5 snRNP
Molecular function (GO): protein binding
Source: RefSeq, a predicted model, not a curated record